AAUCUCGAAAAAAAAACUUUUUUUUUGGGGUCCAAAAUCGCAUUCACAUAACCAAUUCCAAAAGGGGAAAAAAGCUGUGGAACGUGAAAGAAUGUCGUCUCUAUGUGUUUUCGCCUUUACUGUUAUUCUGAUCCUCUUACCGGCUGCUAGGGUUUCCGGUAAAGUCCCGGCCAUUAUCGUGUUCGGGGAUUCCUCGGUCGAUGCCGGAAACAACAACUAUAUCCCUACGAUCGCUAGAAGCAACUUCGAGCCGUACGGCAGGGAUUUCGAAGGCGGAAAACCUACCGGCAGAUUCUGCAACGGCAGGAUUGCUACUGAUUAUAUCUCUCAAGCCUUCGGUCUUAAGUCUACGGUUCCUGCUUAUUUGGACCCUUCUUAUAACAUUUCGGAUUUCGCCACCGGCGUCACGUUUGCUUCUGCUGCCACCGGUUACGACAACGCCACUUCCGACGUUUUGUCGGUACUUCCGUUGUGGAAACAGCUGGAGUACUACAAAGAAUACCAAAGGAAACUGAGUUCAUACCAAGGAACAUCCAAAGCCAAAGACACGAUCUCGAACUCACUCCACAUCAUAAGCAUCGGAACCAACGAUUUCGUCGAGAAUUACUACGCGUUCCCGAGCCGUUCUUCGCAGUAUCCGAUAGGCCUGUACGAGGAUUUCCUCGCGGGGAUCGCGAGGGACUUCGUGAAGAAGUUGUACGGACUCGGGGCGAGGAAGAUAUCGCUCGGAGGGUUGCCGCCGAUGGGAUGCAUGCCGCUGGAGAGGACGACCAAUUUCGCCGGAGCCGGAGAAUGUGUAGGAAGGUACAACGAGGUGGCCGUAGAGUUCAACGGAAAGCUGGAGAAGCUUGUCGGAAGACUGAACAAGGAGCUUGACGACGUUAAGGUGGUCUUCUCUAAUCCCUACGACAAUUUCAUGCGAAUCAUCAAGAACCCUACGUCGUACGGGUUUGAGGUGGUGGCGUCAGCAUGCUGUGCGACGGGAAUGUUCGAGAUGGGAUACGCAUGCCAGCGUGGAAACCCAUUCACAUGCAGCAACGCCGACAGGUACGUCUUCUGGGAUUCCUUCCAUCCCACGCAAAAGACUCACAAGAUCCUCGCUGAUCUCGCCGUCAAGUCCGUCUUCUCCCAAUUCCUCCCCUGAUCUCUUUAUUUAUUAUUUAUAUAUAUACAUACAUAUAUAUAUAUAUAUAUAUAUAUAUGUGUGUGUGUGUGUAUGUGCGCGUUUGCUUUUUGUCCACAAUGUACGAUGCCUAAGAUUCAUAUGUUUUGUGUGAUGAGGUUUUCGAAUAAGUGAUAUGGUAUCAUGUGUGUGUCCA
Tarenaya hassleriana is the source of this 1319-nucleotide messenger RNA. Its product is annotated as GDSL esterase/lipase At2g04570. The coding region runs from base 92 to 1144 and encodes 350 amino acids. Lineage: Eukaryota; Viridiplantae; Streptophyta; Magnoliopsida; Brassicales; Cleomaceae. The transcript has 3 exons. The record is from RefSeq and is a predicted model, not a curated record. Gene Ontology annotation, molecular function: hydrolase activity, acting on ester bonds.